AUGAGACUCCAUUCCCCUCUCCUUGCAGCCCUCUGGCUGAGCCUCUGCCCAAGUGUCCUGGCACAAGACCCUUCAGCGCAGCCUCCGGCACCUGGCGUCCCUGCACCGGACGCCUCGGGCUCUUUAUCCCUCAACACCGACCAGCCCUCAUGGACGUUUGAUUACUCAACGAAGAGUGCCGGCAUGUCCAAUUGGAUUGGUCUUUACUACAGCGCCGGCGGAGGCCCUGUUGAACAGAAGAAGGGCGCUUCUAAUUCUAUCAAGUGGAAGUGGGCUCCUCACGCUCAGGGCUCCGUGCAGAUUGAUAGUGGCAGUCUUGAGCCUGGAAACUAUACGGCUUUCUUCCUUGCAAAUGGCGGUUACACAUGGCUUGCCCAGCCUCUUGAGGUCAUCAAGGCUCGUGAGUUUGGUGGAGACGUGAGCUUUAUUGUUUCUGACGUCAGCCUUCCUAACGGCCGUGUCGACGAUAAGUAUUCGCAAAGCAUCAGUGGUUUACUACGUGGUGGAAGCGGUGAUGUGAGCUUUUCAAAAGAAGGCUCCAACGCGGACUGGAUCAAGGUCAGCGCUGAUGGUAUCAUCUCUGGAACACCCACAUCAAGCUCCGAAGAGGCCGUUGUGACUGUCCGCGCUACUGGCACCGACUCUGCUUCAUCCGCCGUCUUCACUAUCAAUAUCGCCAAGUCCGGCAAUGCUCUCCUCGGCCAACUCAAGGUUCUGACUCUCAACAUGUGGAACGGCGGUACUCGAGUUUCAAACUACCAUGACAAGCAGGUCAAGUUCCUUGCUUCGUCAGGCGCUGAUAUCGUCGGUAUCCAGGAGGACCAGCAGGGCCGACAUGUUGCUCGUCUCGCCGAUGCCCUCGGUUGGUACUACUGGUCCAGUGGCGGUGAUGUCGGUAUUCUCAGCAAGUACCCCAUCGUCGACGACUACGGUGUCAUCAGUGGCCCUGCCCGCUCUGGUGGUGUCAAGAUUGCUCUUGAUGGCAAGAACCAGCAGAUCAACUUCUUCGUCGCUCACUUGGGCUACACUCCUUACGGACCCUACGACACUUGCUUCGACCAUUACCCUGUCGACAAGAUCCUUGAGCGCGAGGCUCAAUCCGGCCGUACUCCUCAGAUGGAGGCUACUCUGUCCGGCAUGAAGAGCCAGCUAGACAACGCGGACGAUAUCCCCGUCCUAUUCGUCGGCGACUUCAACGCCCCAUCGCACCUCGACUAUGUCGACGGCCUCAAGGAGAAGAACUGUGGGUACUCCGGCGUUAAGUGGCCAACCUCUGUGCUUCCCGAGGAGGCUGGCCUCAUCGACUCGUUCCGCGUUGCGCACCCCGAUCCCGUCGCCGAGCAGGGUAUCACCUGGUCGCCGAUCUACAUCUGGAACGGCGGCAGACGACGACCCGAGCCCCUUGACCGAAUUGACUUUAUCCUGCACAAGGGUAAGGGUCUUAAGGUGACUGACUCGCACACUGUGGUUGUCGGCGAGCCUAAGCCUCAGCCUAACCACGGGGAUAACGAGUGGUUCUCGGACCACAAGUCUGUUUUGACGACUUAUGAGCUGUAA
Messenger RNA from Fusarium sp. VM40, 1557 nucleotides. The record is from the annotation of a GenBank genome assembly. Lineage: Eukaryota; Fungi; Ascomycota; Sordariomycetes; Hypocreales; Nectriaceae.